ACUGUAUUACUGUUUACUAACUUUUUGGCAAAGCAAGACAUUUCUCCCUCCCGCCAAGAGUAAAGUGUUUGCUGCUCCAUUACUCCCUCCCCCUCUGUAAGUUUCAUUUGUGUUCAUCUUCUAAAAAAUUCCAUUACUGUUUUCUGCAUUUCCCUCUCUGUAACUCACAGCAAGCGAUCGCACCUUUUCCUAACAGAUAGAAGAUAAAUUUCAGUUAUAAAUCCUGAAUUCACCAGAAGUGCUCUUAAUGGACUCUUAUGGACUCAAGUCAGUCUCAGAUUUACCUGCUCCUUUACGGUCAACUUUCAAUUUCAGAUACUUUAAUUCUCUCCAGAGUGAAUGCUUUUCUGCUUGUUUUCUUUCCGAUGUGAACAUGGUUAUAUCAGCACCAACUGGAAGUGGAAAAACAGUGCUGUUUGAACUAUGCAUCUUAAGACUUCUUUCAAAGUUCAUCUCUACAGAGGGAGUCUUUAAUCAUGUAAAGGGGACUCUGAAAACAAUAUAUAUAGCCCCUUCAAAGGCUUUAGUUCAAGAGAAGCUUCGGGAUUGGGAUCGUAAGCUUGGUUCUUGGGGAAUUAAUUGCUUGGAACUGACAGGUGACAAUGAGUUUUACAACAUAAAAACUAUACAAGAAGCUGACAUAAUACUGACCACUCCCGAGAAGUUUGAUGCUGUGACUCGGUAUCGCAUAAAAGAUGGUGGUCUCAGUUUCUUUAGUGACAUAGCACUGGUACUUAUUGAUGAAGUUCAUCUACUGAAUGAUCCCCGUGGAGCAGCUCUAGAGGCAAUUGUCAGCAGAUUAAAAAUGAUCUCUUGUAAUCCUGAGAUGAAAUCUAGUGUGUUAGCGCAUGUCCGUUUUCUUUCUGUUUCUGCCACUAUUCCAAAUAUUGAGGACGUUGCUGAAUGGCUAAUGGUUCCAGUCCAGGGGAUCAAAAGGUUUGGAGAAGAAAUGAGACCUGUGAAACUGACGACCAAAGUUUUUGGCUAUACCCCGGCGAAGAAUGACUUCUUAUUUGAAAAGCGCCUUCAGAACUAUAUAUUCGAUCUACUCAUGCAAUAUUCCAGAGGGAAAUCCGCACUAGUGUUUUGUUCCACUAGAAAAGGAGCACAAGAAGCAGCACAACGGCUAGCUCAGAUGGCAAUGACUUUUGGUCAUUCUAAUCCAUUCAUCAAAAACAGGGAACAACUGGAAAGGUUAAGGGAAGUUUCACUAUCCUGCACUGACAAACAGAUGCAGUCAUAUAUCCUAUAUGGUGUCGGCUAUCACAAUGGAGGACUUGCAGCGAAGGAUCGUAACCUUAUCGAAAGUCUGUUUCUUAGUGGGGAUAUUCAAGUUUUGUGCACUACAAAUACUCUUGCCCAUGGAAUCAAUCUUCCAGCUCAUACAGUGAUAAUUAAAUCUACACAACACUUCAACAAGGAGAAAGGCCUCUACUUGGAAUAUGAUCGAUCAAUGGUACUUCAGAUGUGUGGGAGGGCAGGUCGUCCACCAUUCGAUGAUACAGGACUGGUCAUUAUUAUGACAAGAAGAGAAACGGUACACUUGUAUGAGAACCUAUUGAAUGGAUGUGAAACUGUAGAAUCUCAAUUGCUUUCGUGCAUUACGGAACAUCUUACAGCAGAGAUAGUUCAGCUGACAGUAUCAGAUAUAACAAGAGCAAUAGAAUGGAUGAAAUGUUCAUACUUAUAUGUAAGGAUGAAAAAGUGUCCUGAAAACUAUGCAAUACAAAAAGGGAUGCCUACUACCCGUAUUGAGAAGCAUCUACAAGAGAUCUGUGUUCAGAAAGUUAACGAGUUGUCACAGUAUCAUAUGAUUUGGACUGAUGAAGACGGUUUCCUCUUAAAACCCCUUGAGCCAGGAAAACUGAUGACCAAGUAUUAUCUGAAAUUUGACACAAUGAAACAUAUUAUGCUGGCUCCUUCAAGCUGCAGCAUCGAAGAUGCACUUCAUAUUGUGUGCCGGGCAGAGGAAAUUGCAUGGAUCCAGCUCAGACGCAAUGAAAAGAAGAUCCUGAAUGAUAUAAAUACUGAUAAAGAUGGUCGACUUCGCUUUCACAUCCUUGGUGAUAAGGGGAAAAAGAAAAAACGUAUCCAGACCAGAGAAGAAAAAAUAUUUGUUUUAGCAAAUGACUGCUUGACUGGGGAUCCUUUGGUCCACGAAUUAUCCAUGAGUCAGGACAUGAACUCGGUAUGCUCCAAUGGCUGUAGAAUCGCAAAGUGCAUGAAAGAGUAUUUCUUUUACAAAAAGAACUACAAAGGAGCAUUUAAUUCAACCCUUCUAGCCAAAUGUUUACAUCAAAAACUUUGGGAUGACAGUCCGUACUUGCUGAAACAGUUACCUGGCAUUGGGAUGGUGACUGCAAAGGCACUACUUUCAAUGGGGGUUAGGUCAUUUGAGACCCUUUCAGAAGCCGACCCGAGGAAAAUAGAGAUAGUCACUGGUCGCAAGUACCCGUUUGGUAACCAUAUUAAGGAAUCAUUGUCGUCACUACCUGCAAAAGUUGAGAUGAAGAUGGAGGAGACUGAUUGCCCAAGGCAAGGAAAGUCCAAGCUAGUGAUAACAUUGACUAGACUAUUGCAGUCACUACAGUUCACCAAGAGACAUUAUGCUGAUAUGGUUGUUGGUGUUGAAGAAGAUAACUUGAUCAUCUUUCACGAGAAAAUAAGACUGGAUGACUUCCCGAGCCCAUAUAGUGCAACAAUUCUACUGUCAAGCCCUCCUCAGCAAGGAAAACUUACUGUCAAGGCAGAUCUGAUAUUUGAGGACUUCCUUGGUAUUGAUCUUCAUCAGAAGGUUAUAUUGAUGAAAGAAAGUGGCUCCAAUGUAGUACAUAAACAUGGAAUGAAGCAUAUUUCAUCAAUUGCUCAUACCAAGGAUAUGUGCGUCAUUAAAGAUGACAACAAGGGUAGACUCCCUCCUCCAGCAGAACAGAAAAAGGCAUCUAUAGCAGAUAUAGAUUACGUUCCAAGCUUCAACCUUCUGGAUGAAGAGUUCGAAGAAAGUAAGAUGCCCAGUUUUAAGCUUGUUGAUGAAGAUAUAGAUGAAGAUAAAAUUUGUGGUUCAACUGCUAUGUUGGUUGAAGACGAUGACUGCAAAAUCAUAACUGAAAGAACUGUAUUUGAUCACAUCCGAAAGAAGGCCAAAAGCUUACCUAUACUGGCCGCAUCAAAUGUUGACCCCCAGUGUUCUCCUUCAUUAGAGACCUUGACACUUAUCAGAAAGCGCAAUCGUGAGAGACAGCUAGAACUUGAUAGUGCCAUAGAAGUAUUGGACGACAUGGAUGAGAGUAAUUUUCAUUGGAAUUCAGUUAGUCCUGCAGAACCAAGGAAAGCAGAACAAAGCAGACAGGUUGAUAAAGAUCUGAUUUCAAAAUGCAACAUUAAUACUGCUGAUGCCACUAGCAGUGCAGAUUUGCUUGAUCCUGCACCUGAAGAGAGCACAUCCAAAGCUUUAGCUGGGGAAAGAAUUUUUGAACACAUACGGAAAAAAGCUACAAAUUUUCCUGUUCUUGAGACGCCAUUCAGAAUCCCUUCUCCUGAGAGUUGCCUAGCAAAGAAGGAACUUCAAUGCCAAGGAAGUGAUAUGAAGCAAUAUUACUCCACGGUUCUGCCGAAAAGGCAAAGGUGUUUUUCUCAAACAAUGGGUGAAAUCAGGGAGGCAGAGUCCUGCCUUGGGUUCAAGAGUGUGUUUUCGUUUCUUUAAUUGCUUCUUGUCCUUUCUCAUCGUAGAUUUCAACUACUUCUACAUUGUACGUAACAAUCGGGUAGAAGAAAAAACUGUAGCAAUAUCUCUUCCUCUUUUCGGGUUCUGCCUACUGUUAGAUGAAUUUGUCAGAUGAAUUAGAUGAAUUGUAUCUUUCAGAUAUAAAAACCGAUACAAAAAUUUCUUUGAUUCAGUAUCAUAAACUGAAUGACAUUAUAAAUUUA
Daucus carota subsp. sativus is the source of this 3927-nucleotide messenger RNA. Its product is annotated as DExH-box ATP-dependent RNA helicase DExH17. The transcript has 28 exons. NCBI's taxonomy places the organism in Eukaryota, Viridiplantae, Streptophyta, Magnoliopsida, Apiales, Apiaceae. Bases 248 to 3703 code for a protein of 1151 amino acids. The record is from RefSeq and is a predicted model, not a curated record. Gene Ontology annotation, molecular function: ATP binding; nucleic acid binding.